AUGGUCAACGACUCUAACAAUGGCUUUAUCAACUCCUUCUCCAGCUAUCAACAUGAAAUCUACGUAGCCGGCACCAAAGGCAUCAAGCCCAUCAUGACAACCAAUCCCAACCUGUGGGAAGCUGCCGCGAAGCAAGUGAUGGAGCCAAUGAAUUUUGAUUACGUCAAGGGAGGAGCCGGGGCUGGCGAUACAAUCAGGAAAAACCGCGAGGCGUUUGAUAAAUGGAGCAUCAUUCCUCGGAUGGUGAGAUCGAAUACCAAGAGGUCUCUUAAGGUGAAUGUUCUUGGCCAGGAAUGGCCUACUCCUUUGGCUAUUGCGCCUGUUGGUGUGAAUAGAAUAUUUCAUCCUGACGGAGAGAAAGGAGUCGCUCAUGCAGCCGGCAAAGUUGGCGUCCCAUACGUGCUCUCCACCUUUGCAUCAGAAAGCCCCGAAGUCGUCGCCCAAGCCCAGGAUGAGGCAGCAGGCCAUGAUAAAAGCAUUCGCUGGCUCCAGCUCUACUGGCCCCAAUCCGUCGACCACGACGUGACACGGUCUAUCCUGCGUCGGGCCAAAGCAGCACGCUACACAGCUCUCGUUAUCACAGUGGACAUUUUCUCCAUGAGCUGGCGUCCUAUGGACCUCGACAAUGCCUACCUCCCCCUCUACAAAGGCUACAGUACAGCCCUCGGCUUUACCGAUCCUGUCUUCCGUCGUAAAUUCGCAGAAAAGUACGGCCAUGAGGCAGACGAGGAUAUCCUCAAGGGCGCAUUUGAGUGGGAGAAUACUAUCUUCCCCAAUCUAGCACACACGUGGUCUGACCUCGAGUUCCUGCGUAAGGAGUGGGAUGGGCAUAUCCUCGUCAAGGGGAUACAGACUGCGACUGAUGCUGAAAUGGCCGUUCUAGCCGGUGUGGACGGCAUUAUUGUCUCUAACCACGGCGGGAGACAGUAUGAUGGUGCAUACGGUUCUCUGGACGCUUUACAAGUAAUUGCAGAGGCGGUAGGAGACCGCGUCGAUGUUUUAUUCGAUAGUGGUAUUCGUACUGGCGCAGAUGUGAUGAAGGCUCUUGCACUCGGUGCGAAAGCUGUAUUUGUUGGUCGACCUGUUAUCUAUGGGCUGGGUGCAAAGGGGCAAGAGGGCUCGUUGCAUGUACUUCGUUGCCUUUUGGCAGAUUUAGAGAUCAACCUUGGUAUUACUGGUGUUCAUAAUGCAGCGGACUUGAAGCCGAGUGAUUUGCGGGGACAACACUUCAAGCCGUCUCUGUAG
Molecule: messenger RNA, 1245 nt
Organism: Penicillium hordei
Lineage: Eukaryota; Fungi; Ascomycota; Eurotiomycetes; Eurotiales; Aspergillaceae
Product: FMN-dependent dehydrogenase
Exons: 3
Coding region: 1-1245 (414 amino acids)
Molecular function (GO): FMN binding; oxidoreductase activity
Source: RefSeq, a predicted model, not a curated record